This is a messenger RNA of Trichobilharzia regenti, 3305 nucleotides long. The record is from the annotation of a GenBank genome assembly. Lineage: Eukaryota; Metazoa; Platyhelminthes; Trematoda; Strigeidida; Schistosomatidae.
ACUCAAUUUAAAUUAUAAGACCAACGGUUUGCUGUGUGCCUCCCGAAAUUUCUGUCUGUGACCGUGGGUUGAAUUUGGAACGUUGCAUGAUUUGUGAGUAAAAACAGUGGGAUAAUCGGUGUUCUUCUGUUAGGUGGCUUUCAAAGCAGGUUACUUACUCGUCUGUAUUAUAUAUUUAAUCCUUAAAUAAUAUCUUAGUGUUCAGUCUACUGAGAUAAUGAAUCUGAAUGUAUUCGAUAUAAUAAUUCUUGUGAUAUAUUUUAUAGCCCUGCUGGGUACCGGAAUAUAUGCUUUAUUUGCUUCAAGAAGAGGGACUGUGAGUGGAUAUUUUUUAGCUGGACGGUUUAUGACAUGGCUUCCUGUGGGUGCAUCACUCUUUGCCAGUAACAUUGGGAGUGAACAUUUCAUCGGUCUUGCUGGGUCAGGGGCAGCAGCAGGUAUAGCUGUUGGUGCUUUUGAACUAAAUGCAUCAAUUUUACUUCAGCUCCUUGGAUGGGUUUUUCUCCCAGUUUAUAUUGCAAGCGGAGUUUUCACGUUACCAGAAUACAUGAAAAAACGGUUUGGGGGUGAAAGAAUACACAUAUAUCUUGCUGUUUUAUCGCUCAUACUUUAUAUUUUUACGAAGAUUUCGGUUAAUUUAUAUUCAGGUUCAUUAUUUCUAACCGAAGCAUUAAACUGGAACACUUGGGUAUCCAUAGUUCUGUUGCUUCUGCUAACCGGUCUUAUAACUGUCACAGGUGGAUUAGCAGCUGUUCUUUACACUGAUACACUUCAGUUUUUCGUAAUGAUAAUUGGCGCUUUAGUAUUAUCCAUCAUAAGUUAUAUUAAAGUUAACGGAUUCAACGGUGUUCUAUCCUUAUAUGGUCAGGCAAUUGCAAAGUUCAAUACUUCAUCGAAUGAAACUGCCAAUGCAUUAAUUAGUUUAGCCAAUGCUGUAAAUACAACUGGCAUCAAUUCAUUAGCGGAAUUAGCUGAUCUACCUGAGGUUUCUCCAACGCUAAAAUGCAGUUUACCAUCGACUAAAGCGUUUACACUGCUACGUGGAAUUAAUGAUCCUGAUAUGCCAUGGCUUGGAUUUCUACUUGGUCAAACACCUGCAUCUAUAUGGUAUUGGUGUGCUGAUCAGAUGAUGGUACAACGUGUUUUGGCGGCUAAAAGUUUGUCUCAUGCACAAGGCGCCACAUUAAUGGCUGGUCUGAUUAAACAACUCCCAUUAUUCAUUAUGGUGAUCCCAGGAAUGAUAAGUAGGAUAUUAUUUCCAGAUGAAAUCGCCUGUAUUCCGGGACCUGAUUGUUAUCGUAUUUGUGGCCAAAAAAGUGGAUGCUCAAAUUUAGCCUAUCCAAAAUUAGUUAUCAGUGUAAUGCCAUCAGGUCUUAGAGGUCUUAUGCUAGCUGUAAUGUUAGCUGCUCUUAUUUCUGAUCUGACCUCAAUUUUUAAUUCAGCUAGUACACUGUUCACUGUUGAUAUUUAUCAGAAAAUCAGAAAAAAAGCUAAAAAUAUGGAAUUGAUGAUUGUUAGCCGAAUAUUUGUAAUUGUAUUAAUCUUAUUGAGUAUAGCCUGGAUACCUGUUAUACAAGAAUUACAAGGCAGUCAAUUAUUCCCGUAUAUUCAAGCUGUCUCAGCGUAUUUAGCUCCGCCUGUUGCCGCAGUCUAUUUGUGCGCUAUACUGAAUAAACGAAGCACAGAAAGGGGAGCAUUCAUUGGCCUAAUGUAUGGUUUAUUGAUUGGUAUAAUACGCCUGAUAUUAACAAUUAUCUAUCAUGAACCAAUCUGUGGUGAAUUGGAUACACGACCAUGGAUAAUAAAAAAUGUUCAUUAUAUGUAUUUUGCAUUAUUUUCAUUUUUCACCUGUGGUCUAAUUGUCUGUCUAGUAUCAUUAACAGAGAAAUCAUCAACAAAUGAACAAUUAUAUCGUUUAACUUAUUGGACAGCAUGGGAUAAUCGAAAUAACAAUAAUAGUAAUAACAAUGAUAUUGAUGAUAAUAACUUAUAUAAUUCAAAGAUACAAAAUGGUAUACAUUCAAAUGAGAUUAUAAUUAUGAUUAAAACAGAUCAUUCUGAUGGACAAGAAGUGGACUACAAGGACGACGACGAGGACGAGGCGGAGAAAGAACACAACGAUGAUGUGCAGGAGAAGAAGGGAAAGAAGAAGAGGAAGCACAAGAAGAAAAAGCAGAAAAAGGAGACUUCUAGUGGUGACAGCGAUGUCAAUAAUCAUAACAAUAAAAAGGGGUACAAACAUCCACAACAAGAACAACAACAACAACAACAGGAGAAAGGUGAAAUAAUCAGCAGACCAAAAACAAAAUUUGAUAAAUUAAAACCUUUGUAUAAUGCAGAAAAGAAUACUUCUUUACAAUUUGAUAGUGAUAUUAAUGUGGAACAAAAACAGCCUGUAAAUAAAACAUCUACAGAAGGUCCCCAUCCUAUAGAAGAUGAAACAUCCUUAUCGAAAUCGUCAUCUUCAUCACCGUUUUAUCGAUUAAUAAAAAAUAUCUGUUUAUGGUUCUGCGGUUGUGCUGAUCAUCCAUGCUCUGAUCCUGAAGUUAGAGAUCGAUAUGGUUGUAAAUGUUGUCCAGUGAGUACACAUGAUAAUGAGGCUGGUAAUUCCCGAAGACAUCCCAUAUCUGGUGAUAUUAUUCAAAUCAGUAGUAGUGACACCGACGCCGACACCGAUGAUGAUGACCUUAAAGCUGAGAUGCGUCGUUUAGAUCAAGAGAAACAUUUAGCUAAAAUUACAAGUUUAAAACAAGAUCCACAAGUGAAAUUUGGCUUAUACAUUGGCCUAGUCAUAAUUAUGAUCUUGUCUGUAUUCGGUUUCAUCUUUUUCUCUGUAUAUUUUGGACCAAUUGAAAUCGGCCCAAUCCCUGUGAUGAAUGUGGAUGACCAAUCAAGUUUAAGUAGUGGACCAUUGAAUGAUGCCAUUGAAUUGUUAAAGAAAAAUGGUUUAAUUAAAACACAAUGAAAACAGCAAAACAAAAGAAAAGCGUCGACAGACAGAGAAUAGACAAUCAGAGAUAAAGUUUCAUUCUAAUUCAAAUUGUUAUACAUACGUCUAUUAAUAUAUAAACAUAUAAAUAUGCACAUAUACAACACACUCAUAUAAAUAUACAUAUGAUUCAUUCAUUAGAGGAAACGUUUGUUUUUUUUAUUUAUUUUAAUUUGAAGUUCUAUUUUAAUGUUCCUGUUUACAUUCUUUUGUUUUUUUGUCUAUUUCCGAGUGUUACUAUUUCUUAUAUGACACUUUCAUUGGGUACUUAUGUAAUGUGUAGAUAACUAUGCAUAUAUAUAUAUAUAUAUAUAUA